AUGGAGUGCUUGACCCGCAUCAUUCCGAAGGCCAACCUGCCGAACCUCAAGAAGUACAAGUUCCAAUCCGGCGCCACGACAUGCUUGGACGCGCUGAUUAACCGCUUCUGGUGGACUCCCGUCGCCCAUAUGCUGCCCAGGUUCGUAUCCCCCAACGUGGUGACCUUGAUGGGCGGAUUCUGCAUCUUCGUCACGAACUUCUGCAUCUUCACGUACAUGCACCGCCUCGAGAGCAGCACCGCCCCCACGUGGAUGCCGCUGCUGGCGUCGGUGAUGACCCUGCUGUACCUGACGUUCGACGGAAUCGACGGGAAGCAGGCCAGAAAGCUGGGCAUGAGCUCGCCCCUGGGGCAGUUGCUGGACCACGGCCUCGACGCCGUAGUGACGGUCUUCUACCCGUACAUCUGCUGCACGCUCUACCCCGGCGGCUUCACGUUCAUCACCCUCCUCCUGGUGGCGAUAGCGCCGAUCCACGUCUUGUGCACCGUCUGGCGUGAGAGCGAGUUCGAGACCUUCGAGUACACCAACGGCGUGCUGGGCGUCACGGAGGCCAACCUACUGGCCAUCGCGCUCCAGGCGGUCCACUACUACGUGCGCCCACACUUCGGCGUGAAGGUGGCGACGCUCUUCGGCGGCCACCCGCUGUUCGCCUUCCUGGGGGCCUACUUCCCGCGCGUGCACGAGCUCCACAACGCCAUGAUAUACCUCAUCCUGGCGGUCGCGUACUCCGAGGGCAUGUGCGGCGUCUUGGGGCUCGCCUACCGCACCAGCUACCGCCUGCAGUACCUGGCGUUCAUGCUCUCGGCGUUCGUGCACUCGUACUCGGCCUACUACCUCGUGUACACGCUCCCGGCGCAGUCGCGCGUGGCCGGCUGCAUUUUCGCGUCCAUGUUCGUCGCCGCCGUCUGCGUGAACAACAUCGUGUGCCUGCUCUCCAAGUCGCCGAUGCGCUGCGUGCACUGGGGGCUGCUGCCGCAGUACAUGCUCCUGCUGCAGUACUACGGCGUCGGCCUGCUCAGGGACUACGGACUCGUCCUGGAGCCCGCGGCGUUCCACCGGGUGCUGCUGGCCGCCGCCGUUUACGGCACCGUGUACCUGGUGUACGUGUUCGUGAAGACCAUCUGCGAGAUCACGGAGUACCUCCAGAUCCCAGUGCUGACCGUCCCGGCCUCGGUCCGCCGGGCCAAGGCGGAGUAA
Molecule: messenger RNA, 1197 nt
Organism: Babesia bigemina
Lineage: Eukaryota; Apicomplexa; Aconoidasida; Piroplasmida; Babesiidae
Product: ethanolamine phosphatidyltransferase, putative
Exons: 3
Coding region: 1-1197 (398 amino acids)
Biological process (GO): phospholipid biosynthetic process
Cellular component (GO): membrane
Molecular function (GO): phosphotransferase activity, for other substituted phosphate groups
Source: RefSeq, a predicted model, not a curated record